This is a messenger RNA of Lolium perenne, 435 nucleotides long. RefSeq lists its product as uncharacterized. NCBI's taxonomy places the organism in Eukaryota, Viridiplantae, Streptophyta, Magnoliopsida, Poales, Poaceae. The record is from RefSeq and is a predicted model, not a curated record. Gene Ontology annotation, molecular function: protein binding.
AUGUGCCUGCCGCCUCCGCCGCAAAGCAGCCCCGGCUCGCCGCCGGAGCUGGUCGACGACGUCAUGCGAGAUAUCUUCCUGCUCAUCCCAGCGGACGACCCCAAGAGCCUCGUCCGCGCCGCCGCCGUCUGCACGCGCUGGCAAAGCAUCCUAUCCGACGUCGUCUUCACCCGUGAGUACCGCACGCUCCACGGGACGCCGCCCAUGCUGGGCUUCCUCCACAACACGAUCCAUACGAGGAGAGACGAGAGGAACAAACAGUACUUCGUUCCCACCACCUCCUUCCGCCCGCCGGCCUGCCACGAGCGCUGCCGUCUGCGCGCCCUCGACUCCCGGCACGGCCUUGUCCUCUUCCACACCUCUAAAAGCGGAGAGGACUUCGUUGUCUGGGACCCCGUCACCAAAGACUGGUGGAGAAUCAAGGCCAGCGACUAG